Messenger RNA from Cotesia glomerata, 1052 nucleotides. Its product is annotated as splicing factor 3A subunit 2-like. The transcript has 3 exons. Bases 184 to 1032 code for a protein of 282 amino acids. The record is from RefSeq and is a predicted model, not a curated record. Lineage: Eukaryota; Metazoa; Arthropoda; Insecta; Hymenoptera; Braconidae.
CUCAGUCACAUCACAUCAUAGAUCACAGUUGUUUGGUGUACUUAGUGUUACUAUAACGUUUACGUAAAUGUCAGGAAUUUAUUUUCUAAACUACAUUAAUUUUGUCUGCAGUUAAUUUAUCAAUUAGCCUUGAAUUUACUCAUCAGCAAUUGUGUUUUGUAUUUAAAUAAUAAGUGUCGACAAAUGGAGUUUAAAAUAUGGAGCUGUUUUUCAAUGAUUUUACUUAUUUCAUCAUGUAUUGACGCUGGGAAAGUUAAAAACUCAGGAAAAGUCCACAGCCGACCUAGUUCUGGAGGUUACCAUCCAUCUCAUUCAGCCCCAGCUCCAGCAACAGGAUGGAACGUUCCGCCAGCUCAUACAGCAACUCACCACAACCCUAGUCAAAGUUACAACCCAAGUAGUGGAUACCAUCCACCACCCAACACUGGGUACCAUCCACCACCCAACACUGGGUACCAUCCACCACCUAACACUGGUUACCAUUCUCCUCCUAACACUGGGUACCAUCCUCCUUCUAACACCGGGUACAACCACCCACCUGCCCAAGCUCCUCCUCAGACAAUCAUCGUAGAGUCCGAGAAACGAGGACUCGGAACUCUCGUCAAGGAAGCCGCUGUUGGAGCUGUAGUUGGAGUCGGAGUCAAUGCCGUCGUUAACCGCGUCCUUCCUGGAGGAAUUUACGGCAACAAUCAUCCAGGAUACGCCGCUGCGCCAGCACCAGCAGCAGCCCCUGCUGCUCCUGGUGUCACGCACACUGAAAUAAUUAACAAUUACUACGGAAAUGGAACUGGUCCAGCUCCAGGAGAUCCUGGCCAGGCUCCACCUAACUCAGGAGUUCCUCAGCAAGUUCCUGGUCAGUAUCCUCAGCAGGUUCCUGGCCAGUAUCCUGCUCAACCACCUAGUGGUAAUUAUUAUGGUCAGCCACAGAACUCAGUCACUUACCGAACUAACAGUGCUGAAACAAUGUCUAUAAGCAAGUGCAGCCUUAUUAUUGUUACUAUUUGCAUGUUUGUCUUUGUUAAGGUUUUUUAAAUUAAAUUAUAUUAAAAUUU